GUCUACUUAAGUUUGACGGGGCCUCACAUACUCACAUUGCUCUUCCUUUUAUUCGUAUAUAAGGUAUUUAUCUGUCUGUACAACUUUUCCUGGAUACUGUCUAUUGGCUUUCGCCGAUUUUUACCCGGAAGAUUGGAGGAUAAGUUAAGCUUUGGGCAUAGGGGAGGCACACACAUUUUGGUUGUGGCCUAGGAUAGCACCGAUCUUUACGCGACAAUUGACAAAAUUGAUUGUUUGUCGAACCCUUGGAAGAGAGCUGCGAAGUCCCACCUCGAACGACAGACAUUCAGAACAUAUACUCCAAUAUAUAAGAUCUAGGGGUCGAUUGUUGUCUUUUGCGACCCUCCUUUGUAAUUGCAUCGGACAUAUCCUCCCAUUACAUAUACGCACAUAUUCUAAUUAAUAUCACCUCCCCAUGCUCCUCAUCGGUCUAACGGGCUCCAUUGCCACCGGCAAAUCAACCGUUUCCUCCCUCCUAUCCGCACCGCCGUACAAUCUUCCGAUAAUUGACGCAGAUGUCCUCGCUCGGAAGGUCGUCGAACCCGGCACACCUGGCUACAAGGCUAUAGUAGACUACUUCGGUCCAACCACACCAGAUCUCCUCCUCCCUGAAGAAACACCGGGGAAAGGGCGGCCUCUAAACCGCCCCGUGCUGGGGAGACGAGUUUUCGGCGAUUCGGAUGAGCGCAAGAAAGAUCGUGCGGUGUUGAAUGGGAUUGUGCACCCGGCAGUCAGAUGGGAGAUGUACCGUGAGCUCGUGCGGUAUUACCUGAAGGGACACUGGGCGGUCGUGUUAGAUGUCCCGUUGCUGUUCGAGAGUGGACUGGACGCGCUCUGCGGGACGGUUAUUGUCGUUGGAGUCAAGGAUCCAGCAGUGCAGAUGCAAAGAUUGCGGUUGCGAGACCCGCAUCUGAGUGCUGAGGAUGCUGAGAAUCGUGUGAAGAGUCAGGGCAAUGUGCUGGGAAAGGUGGAGCGUGCGCAAUUCAGGGGCGUAGAGUCGGCGAGAGGCGUCAUCGUGUGGAAUGAUGGCGAUAGAGCGGAGCUGGAGGCCGAGAUAAAGAAGGCCAUGACGCGCAUUGAGGCGUCGAGUCCGCGGUGGUGGGCGUGGGUCCUCCUAUUUGCUCCGCCGCUGGGAAUAAGUGUUGCAGCCUGGAAUCUCGCCAUAAAUUAUCGCAGCCGGAAGCAGUGGGAUGAAAAGGAGCGAAUGGAAAAGGCCAGGCUUUGAACAUCAUCCUCGCCGUAAGCCCGGUCUCUUUGUACAUAUUCAAUUUGUAAAUCUUCGGGCGUCAUUCCACGCUAAUGAUGGGGCUUCUUGGUAUCUAAUUCGAAAGGCAUACCGUCACGCUUUGUGGGGAGUCCGUGUAAGCUGUCCACGCUUGACCCGCGAAGCGUGACCUAUCUGAACCCUUUCCUUUUACCGCCGGCCGGUUUUUUUUCCCUUGACAUUCCACCGGAUAUGCUAUUGAGUUUGCGUAAAUCGACUUCAUCAGACUGCCGGCCGCCACCAGAGCUAAUACCUUUACGCGCACGAUCUUGGUUUUGGCGAUUGGACUGUCCACGGUUGUUUCGUUUAGACUCUUCCUGAGGUUGUGCUGAACGAAUCAGAGCUAACACUUCAUCUUGCUCCGAAGACUCAGCAGCUUCGCCUUGCUUUUCUUCAACUGUGGCAUAUGCC
Molecule: messenger RNA, 1675 nt
Organism: Coccidioides immitis RS
Lineage: Eukaryota; Fungi; Ascomycota; Eurotiomycetes; Onygenales; Onygenaceae
Product: dephospho-CoA kinase
Exons: 3
Coding region: 416-1225 (269 amino acids)
Biological process (GO): coenzyme A biosynthetic process
Molecular function (GO): dephospho-CoA kinase activity; ATP binding
Source: RefSeq, a predicted model, not a curated record